AUGGCUCGUCUUCACGAAAACUACUCCUCAGAGGGUCCAAUAUUAAGCCUGAAACUUCUAGUCGACACGGAGAAGAACAAGGUUGUGUUGGCUGAGGCGGGUAAGGAUUUUGUUGAUGUGCUCUUUCGUUUACUGGCGCUGCCAAUGGGUGCUAUCGUGCGUUUGCUGGAGAAGUAUAAGCUAAAACAAGCCGCUACUAUAGGCUGUUUUAACAAUCUCUACAGCAGUGUAUCUAAUCUAGGCAUCCAUGAUUUCAUGAGCGAAGCUUGUAAGGAUAUGCUUUUAUAUCCGAGGUAUGUGAAAGAGAGGCAAUGCAGACGGCUUAAGCUUAACAUAUAUGAUGUUGAUGAUGAUGAUGAUGAUGAUGAUGGUACCCAGUACAUUAAAGAACGUCAUGAAAGUGGUUGUGAUGAAAUAUUUGCCAGCGAGAAGACAUCUUUCCACAUUACAGAAAACAUGGAAGUGGAAUUUGCGUCUAUUAUUCUCGCCAGGAGGACACUUUUGAGACUUGGUUAUACUAGUUUUGAUAAGUUGAAGCUACAGUAUGCAGAUGUUCGUCACGAACAGGUUCUAUCUCUGCUCAGUUGCUUGUUCUCUUCAGAAACUCCUUUGACUGAUGUUUUCUUGAAGAAAAAUUGCUCUUGUGGUAUGACAAGGCCACAUGACAUGCCAUUGCCAACUACAUUUGUGCAAGAUGGAGAUGAAGCAAAGACAGAUGAAGUUGUGUCACUCAGUGUAUUUGUUAGGAAGCAGGACACGAAGGUUCUUUAUGCUGAAAGCGGACAAGACUUUGUGGAUCUACUUUUCAGUUUCCUGGCUAUCCCUUUGGAGUCUGUAUGGGAAAUAACUGGAGACAAUAAUAUCGAACUAGGAAGCAUUGGCAACUUUUGUAAAAGCAUGAAGAGUUUGAGCUCUAGCGGAGGAAAUGCAAUGCUUCCUUGGCAAUAUAGGUUGGAGAAAUCGUUGCUAGGUGUAUGUUAUCAAAACAAUGAUGCUAAUUCUCAAUCGAUACCUCGGAUUGUUAAAAGAGGGGAAACACACAUUAUCUCAGAGGAUCUUACUAAUUGCAUAAUGAAGCAAGUGGAAGUGGACUUGGAUGAUUUCAAGGACUUUGAAAUCAACAUGAGCAAUUCACAGGGAAUUAGUCUAUUGAGUGAAACGGAACCAAAAACUGACUUUGUUGUUGAACCCACGGUACCGGUUAGUAGUGGGUUUGUGAAGAGAGGGGCAACAUACAUGAUCUCAGAUGAUCUUACCAUCACAGCUGCAAACUCAUGGUCAGCUAUUUCCUUACUGAAAGAGUUGGACACAAACUUGGAUGAUAUGGAGGAACACGUAAUUAACAUCAGGAAAGCAGAGGCUAUUAAUUUGCUAAAAGCUUCAUUGGUGACAUCCACUCCCUUGACCACCGCUCUCGGGAACUUACUUUUAAAGAAGCCUUUAGUGGAGACAAGUUUUGCUGGUUGCCGCGUCCAAUUUUACGCGCGUCGAAUUGACGGGAGCUACAGCGCGGAAGAAUGA
Messenger RNA from Camelina sativa (false flax), 1521 nucleotides. RefSeq lists its product as uncharacterized. NCBI's taxonomy places the organism in Eukaryota, Viridiplantae, Streptophyta, Magnoliopsida, Brassicales, Brassicaceae. The record is from RefSeq and is a predicted model, not a curated record.